GACUUUACAACCUCAGAGAAAGUGGAAGUAAGAAGGAUUAGGUGGGCAGGCAGGACGAGAGAAAGACUGAGAGGAGGGAAAGCCGCGUAGGUGGGAGUACAGCGGAGCGAGGGUCGAGGGGGAACCCUCGUCGGUGCAGAUGAGGAGGGUGGGCUUUCAGAACUAGUCCCCCCUCGCACCCCGCCCCGCCCCUCCCGCGCUGGGGUCUCCACGGUGCCCUGCCUCAGAGCCCGGCUCCACCACGCCCGGAAGAGGGAGUCUGGCCGUCGGCUGGCUCAGGGCGGGCCGGUUGGCUGUACCCAGGCUCCCUGGCCCGAGUGCGGGACGAGAGCGCGGGGCGGCGCGGCAGCAGCGGACCGAGGAGGGGCUGCGAGCGAAACGGCGCGGCGCGGCACGGCGGACGAGUUAGGGCCGGGGCGAGGGAGGCUGUGGCUCCCGACAGGGACAGGGGAGUAGUGUCGGGCUGAGGCGAGACAGCCCGGUAGAGCCCAGCUCAGCGCCCGGCAGCCUUCGACGCGAUGUUCCGCCGGAGCUUGAAUCGUUUUUGUGCUGGAGAAGAGAAACGAGUUGGCACACGCACAGUGUUUGUUGGCAAUCAUCCAGUUUCGGAAACAGAAGCUUACAUUGCACAAAGAUUUUGUGAUAAUAGAAUAGUCUCAUCUAAGUAUACACUUUGGAAUUUUCUCCCAAAGAAUCUGUUUGAACAGUUUAGAAGAAUUGCAAAUUUUUAUUUUCUCAUAAUUUUCCUUGUACAGGUCACAGUAGACACACCAACUAGCCCAGUUACCAGUGGACUUCCACUUUUCUUUGUUAUAACUGUUACAGCCAUCAAGCAGGGAUAUGAGGAUUGGCUGAGACACAGAGCUGACAAUGAAGUCAACAAAAGCACUGUUUACAUUAUUGAAAAUGCAAAGCGAGUGAGAAAAGAAAGUGAAAAAAUCAAGGUUGGUGAUGUAGUAGAAGUACAGGCAGAUGAAACCUUUCCCUGUGAUCUUAUUCUUCUAUCAUCUUGCACCACUGAUGGAACCUGUUAUGUCACUACAGCCAGUCUUGAUGGGGAAUCCAAUUGCAAGACACAUUAUGCAGUACGUGAUACCAUUGCACUGUGUACAGCAGAAUCCAUCGAUACCCUCCGAGCAGCAAUUGAAUGUGAACAGCCUCAACCUGACCUCUACAAAUUUGUUGGGCGAAUCAAUAUCUACAGUAAUAGUCUUGAGGCUGUUGCCAGGUCUUUGGGACCUGAAAAUCUCUUGCUGAAAGGAGCUACGCUAAAAAAUACCGAGAAGAUAUAUGGAGUUGCUGUUUACACUGGAAUGGAAACCAAAAUGGCUUUGAACUACCAAGGGAAAUCUCAGAAACGUUCUGCUGUUGAAAAAUCUAUUAAUGCUUUCCUGAUUGUAUAUUUAUUUAUCUUACUGACCAAAGCUGCAGUAUGCACUACUCUAAAGUAUGUUUGGCAAAGUACCCCAUACAAUGAUGAACCUUGGUAUAACCAAAAGACUCAGAAAGAGCGAGAGACCUUGAAGGUUUUAAAAAUGUUCACCGACUUCCUGUCAUUUAUGGUUCUAUUCAACUUUAUCAUUCCUGUCUCCAUGUACGUCACAGUAGAAAUGCAGAAAUUCUUGGGCUCCUUCUUCAUCUCAUGGGAUAAGGACUUUUAUGAUGAAGAAAUUAAUGAAGGAGCCCUGGUUAACACAUCAGACCUUAAUGAAGAACUUGGUCAGGUGGAUUAUGUAUUUACAGAUAAGACUGGAACACUCACUGAAAACAGCAUGGAAUUCAUUGAAUGCUGCAUAGAUGGCCACAAAUAUAAAGGUGUAACUCAAGAGGUUGAUGGAUUAUCUCAAACUGAUGGAACUUUAACAUAUGUUGACAAAGAAGAUAAGAAUCGAGAAGAGCUGUUUCUACGUGCCUUGUGUUUAUGUCAUACUGUAGAAAUCAAAACAAACGAUGCUGUUGAUGGAGCUACAGAAUCAGCUGAAUUAACCUAUAUUUCCUCUUCACCAGAUGAAAUAGCUUUGGUGAAAGGAGCUAAAAGGUACGGGUUCACAUUUUUAGGAAAUCGAAAUGGAUAUAUGAGAGUAGAGAACCAAAGAAAAGAAAUAGAAGAAUAUGAACUUCUUCACACCUUAAACUUUGAUGCUGUCCGGCGACGUAUGAGUGUAAUUGUGAAGACUCAAGAAGGAGACAUACUUCUCUUUUGUAAAGGAGCAGACUCGGCAGUUUUUCCCAGAGUGCAAAAUCAUGAAAUUGAGUUAACUAAAGUCCAUGUGGAACGUAAUGCAAUGGAUGGGUAUCGGACACUCUGUGUAGCCUUCAAAGAAAUUGCUCCGGAUGAUUAUGAAAGAAUUAACAGACAGCUUAUAGAGGCAAAAAUGGCCUUACAAGACAGAGAAGAAAAAAUGGAAAAAGUUUUCGAUGAUAUUGAGACAAACAUGAAUUUAAUUGGAGCCACUGCAGUUGAAGACAAGCUACAAGAUCAAGCUGCAGAGACCAUUGAAGCUCUGCAUGCAGCAGGCCUGAAAGUCUGGGUGCUCACUGGGGACAAGAUGGAGACAGCUAAAUCCACAUGCUAUGCCUGCCGCCUUUUCCAGACCAACACUGAGCUCUUAGAACUAACCACAAAAACCAUUGAAGAAAGUGAAAGGAAAGAAGAUCGAUUACAUGAAUUAUUGAUAGAAUAUCGUAAGAAAUUGCUGCAUGAGUUUCCUAAAAGUACUAGAAGCUUUAAAAAAGCAUGGACAGAGCAUCAGGAAUAUGGAUUAAUCAUAGAUGGCUCCACAUUGUCACUCAUACUAAAUUCUAGUCAAGACUCUAGUUCAAACAAUUACAAAAGCAUUUUCCUACAAAUAUGUAUGAAGUGUACUGCAGUGCUCUGCUGUCGGAUGGCACCAUUACAGAAAGCCCAGAUUGUCAGAAUGGUGAAGAAUUUAAAAGGCAGCCCAAUAACUCUGUCGAUAGGUGAUGGUGCCAAUGAUGUUAGUAUGAUCUUGGAAUCCCAUGUGGGAAUAGGUAUUAAAGGCAAAGAAGGUCGCCAAGCAGCUAGGAAUAGCGAUUAUUCUGUUCCAAAGUUUAAACACUUAAAGAAACUGCUGUUGGCUCAUGGACAUCUAUAUUAUGUGAGAAUAGCACACCUUGUACAGUACUUCUUCUAUAAGAACCUUUGUUUCAUUUUGCCACAGUUUUUGUACCAGUUCUUCUGUGGAUUCUCACAACAGCCACUGUAUGAUGCUGCUUACCUUACAAUGUACAAUAUCUGCUUCACAUCCUUGCCCAUCCUGGCCUAUAGUCUACUGGAACAGCACAUCAACAUUGACACUCUGACCUCAGAUCCCCGAUUGUAUAUGAAAAUUUCUGGCAAUGCCAUGCUACAGUUGGGCCCCUUCUUAUAUUGGACAUUUCUGGCUGCCUUUGAAGGGACAGUGUUCUUCUUUGGGACUUACUUUCUUUUUCAGACUGCAUCCCUAGAAGAAAAUGGAAAGGUAUACGGAAACUGGACUUUUGGAACCAUUGUUUUUACAGUCUUAGUAUUCACUGUAACCCUGAAGCUUGCCUUGGAUACCCGAUUCUGGACGUGGAUAAAUCACUUUGUGAUUUGGGGUUCUUUAGCCUUCUAUGUAUUUUUCUCAUUCUUCUGGGGAGGAAUUAUUUGGCCUUUUCUCAAGCAACAGAGAAUGUAUUUUGUAUUUGCCCAAAUGCUGUCUUCUGUAUCCACAUGGUUGGCUAUAAUUCUUCUAAUAUUUAUCAGCCUGUUCCCUGAGAUUCUUCUGAUAGUAUUAAAGAAUGUAAGAAGAAGAAGUGCCAGGAAUCCGAAUCUUGAACUGCCUAUGUUAUUGUCCUACAAGCAUACUGACAGUGGUUACAGCUAAAAAAGAAAGCAUGAAGAAACAACUACAAAAAGUUAUCAUCUCAGGAUACUUGAUAUGCAACACACUAAACCACUCUCAUGUCUAGAAUUCACAAUAAAUGUUCAUUAAAAUACCAAAUGAUUCUCUUAAGCAUUUACCAUUAUUGUAAGUAGCCUUUAUGGCCAAAGCUGUAAGUUAAGAAUUAUAUGAAAGUUGAAAGCAAGAAUACUUAGAAUUCUGGCUUUAGAUAGAGUAAUAUAACUCAAAUGGGUGCUCUUUUAACCCAUGAACUUUGUGAAUGGAUUUAAAUACAAUAGUAUGAAGUAGAAGUUAUGCAAUGAGAAUGAAUAGAUUUUGCUAAUACUACUUUUUUUGCCUGGCAGAAGAAAUAGACUAUUUGGAUCACAUUUCUCAUUCCUCCUAAAUGAUCAUCUUAAUUUUUUUUCCAAAGUACAUAAGGAAUACUUGAAAAUACAGAAUAACUAAAUAGUAUCAAUGCAUCAGACAGAAUAGUUAAUCCCUUCUGUUUACCCACGUGCUACUAAUGUCUUGGUAGAAUAUUCUUGCCAAAAAAAUACCUUGAACGCUUAUGUGGAAAGUGUUAACUUACGGGUAUUUUUGUGGGAAUAGAAAAAAAUUCUUUAUUUUUUAUUCUUCUGAAUUAAACCCCACUUAUGGGUGUAAGCCUACUAGACUUGAAAAUAAGGUAUAAAACAUUUCCAAUCACUUAGUAGCCCCUCAAAGUAGUUAGAAAAUAAACAGAUUUUUCCGGUGUUGAUUUUACUGGGAUCUGCAGUAAGGUGGUUUAAACCAUAGUUAUAUAAAAAUAAAGGUCAUUCUGAAUAUCAGCCUUUUAUAAUUUUAUGUGAAGAGGAAGAAAAAUAGCUUAUUUUAAAGUUUUGACAGUUUUUAUUUGAAAGAGAUUGCAUUUAUGCAUAUAUGCAGUGCUUUUUCUUAAACUUGGCCAAUUUGGAAAGGGGGAAGGAGCCACCCCAAAACGGUGGUUCAGCUUGUAGAGCCAUGACUCUGUGAAGAUGAAUGUUGUCUCUUAACUUGGACAGGGAAAUGGUCUAACUCUAAACCAUGAAACUGACCUUAGUAAAGUCCUUGACUAACUGAACUAGAAGGAAGGUUUAGCCUUCUAAUUAGUUCACUUGAAACAUAAAUGUGAAAUGUCUUCAUUCAAUGUUAAACACAUACUUUUUUGGAUAUAAAUGACCAUAUUUAUUUGACUGCUGUUUUUUUUUUUUUUUUUUGUCUUUCUGGCAUGCCUGUACUAUUAUUAAUGUUUAUAUUGUACCUUGAUUUGGAAAAGUAUUGGAGUUAAUCUGUAUUAUAUUUAUAUAGUCCAUAUGGCACAUUUGAUUCUUCCACAUAUAUUUUGUGUUAAUGUUUAGGUAUGAUUUUUUUCUAAAUUCUAGAAAAGAACAUAAUUUCAGUUAUCAGAAGCCAUUCCAUCAUUAUAGACCCUUUUUCAUUAUUUCAUUUGCUCUCAUAUAUCAGUAUUAUUUUUGAGCAUUUUGUUACACGUCAUUCACAACUUACCUAAGUGUGCUGUGUUCUGGUAGCCCGUAUUUGAGGUAAGCUGCUGAAAACAAAAGUCUCUAUAUUCUUUGCCUAUUCCAAAGAGCUAAAAAAGUCUAACCCAGGAAAGCUUUUGAUAUUUUGUGUUUGUUUUCUUGUUCUUAUGGUUGUUGUUGCUGUAUUAUUAUUGCUGUUUUACAUAAAAUCUAUGGGAACUGUGAAUACAGACAAGAGAGCCACAGUAGAGAGGCUUGUUUAAUGCAGUACCAUUGGAGAGUUAACAGAAUAAUCUAGUAGAAAAAUAACUGGUUGCAUGUAAAAUUCCUUCCAGCCAGAAAGAAAGAAAGACAAGGAGUAAGGGGGAUUUAGAGUUAUGUCUCAGCUACACAUUACAUUGUGAUACUGCAGCUCAAAUUCAGAAUGGCAAUGAUACAUGAUAUCAUGGCCUAGAUCCUUGAGAGGGACCUGGCUUUCCUUUUUAAAAGAUAUUUUACUGAAGAGCUAAAAAAUGGCUAGUGUGGGGUUAGCAGAUCGAAUAACUUGAAAUAGACCAUGCAGUAUUCCUAGCACUCAAUGUAAUCACCCUAUUUGUGACAGAGAAAGGGAAAAAAAUAUAAUAAGAUCAUCUACCUAUAAUUUGAAUAAUUUUGAGCUAUCAAAAUGUCUUUGUAAUUUUCACAACCGUUGUCCAUUGUUUGAGGAUGUUACCUACUAAACUGAAAACAUUCAUUCCAUAUCUACUUACACAUACACCAGCAACAGUAUAAAUGUAAGCCUAACUUUGCAAAAUUCGUAAUAAUUUAGUGAUGGAAUUUUUUAAUAACAUGCAGUAUAUAAAUGUGCAGAUUUUAUGCGUGUUGACAAAAUCAUUUUUCAGCUUGCAAAAUGGGACUGCAAUAUUACAUUUUUCACUUAAGCAGUUUUUUACAUCUGCGUUGUUGCUUUCUAAAAUGAAUGUGAAUGCCAUCUUUUAUGACUGCAACUUGCCUUUUCCAUUACAGAAAUUUUUGUUUGAUGUAAUCAAUAAACUUUGGUAUGAUAUGAUUGA
Molecule: messenger RNA, 6420 nt
Organism: Gorilla gorilla gorilla (western lowland gorilla)
Lineage: Eukaryota; Metazoa; Chordata; Mammalia; Primates; Hominidae
Gene: ATP11C
Product: ATPase phospholipid transporting 11C (ATP11C blood group)
Exons: 30
Coding region: 519-3869 (1116 amino acids)
Biological process (GO): phospholipid translocation
Cellular component (GO): plasma membrane; recycling endosome; endoplasmic reticulum
Molecular function (GO): magnesium ion binding; ATP hydrolysis activity; ATPase-coupled intramembrane lipid carrier activity
Source: RefSeq, a predicted model, not a curated record